Beta vulgaris subsp. vulgaris (sugar beet) is the source of this 1974-nucleotide messenger RNA. Its product is annotated as serine/threonine-protein kinase ZRK1. Gene Ontology annotation, molecular function: protein serine/threonine kinase activity; ATP binding. The record is from RefSeq and is a predicted model, not a curated record. Gene Ontology annotation, biological process: protein phosphorylation; cell surface receptor signaling pathway. NCBI's taxonomy places the organism in Eukaryota, Viridiplantae, Streptophyta, Magnoliopsida, Caryophyllales, Amaranthaceae. The transcript is spliced from 3 exons. Bases 383 to 1513 code for a protein of 376 amino acids. Gene Ontology annotation, cellular component: plasma membrane.
AAUCAUCAAAUUCUAUACUGUAUCUCAAUUGGGGAAUCAAUAAGAUUUCAGAUACCAUUGUUUGCUUUUUUGGGUAAAAUUUUUUCAUAAUUAAUUCACAUAAUUGAGUGAGCCCUUGAAUUAAAUUAAAGUAGUGAAGAAAUAAGCAGCCUAGGUUGCACAGAGGCGGAUACGGAUAAGGAUAUGGGUUCGGAUUUGGGUACGGGGACGGAAAAAAGCAAGAUUUUGUAAUUUAAGGAAUGGGUACGCUUAACCAUACAGAAACGUAUCGCCGUAUCUGUAAUGGGUACAGUUACGAGUACGUGAUCUAGAAGAAGUACCCGUGCUACAUAGUGCUUUAAUAUAUAAACUGAAAGCCAAGCUCCGCAAAAGAACACCAAUCAUGUCAAACAGCAAAAAAAACAGAUUCCUGAGUUUUUCUUUGAUGCCAUUUGGUUCAUCUAGAGGUUUAACAAAAAGAAUCAAUAUGAAACAAGGGGAGGAUUGUAUGGGAAGGGGUAAAGGCUUAUUUUUCCGUGGUAGUAAUGUAAAUUUUCUACACAGUGGAAGAUUAGUGCUAGAAGAAAGUAUUUCCUUAUUUCAUGGUAAAACCAACCCCAUUCGUUGUUUUUCAAUUGAUGAACUCAACACCAUGGUUUUGGAUUGCGACUCUCAUGUUUUUUCCGAUGCAUUCUCCAAAUGGUAUAAAGGUAUUUGGGAGGGAAGACCUGUGAUUGUAAGGUUACAUGAUCGUAUCACAGCUUACGGUUGUGGUAUAGAGUGCAUCAUACGUGAAAUUGUCGUUGCCACACAGAUGGGCUCUCAUAAUAGUGUCCAGAAGCUCCUAGGAUGCUGCCUUGAGACAGACUUCCCUGUUAUGGUUUAUGAAUGGGUUGGAACUGAAACACUUGCAGAUCGCAUACUUGGCUAUGGAAACCAACACAGACAACCACUAGAAUGGAAGGCAAGGCUAAGAAUUGCCUGGGAAAUUUCCCAUGCCAUUGCUUAUCUGCACACUGCUUUUCGUAGGCCCAUCAUUCACAAGGACUUGAAACCUGCUAUAGUGUUUCUAGACCAAGACAAUGCUGCCAAAUUGUCUGAUUUUAGUCUUUCUGUUUCUAUUCCGGAGGGUGAAGAGUAUGUGCAAUCUGAUAAAUUAAUAGGAUGUUUUUCUUAUCUCGCACCAGAAUACCGCAUAGAAGGCAGGGUAGCAGGGAGUGCAGAUGUGUACUCUUUUGGUGUGUUAUUUCUUGUGCUCUUGACGGGAAAAGCUGCUGUGUUCUCUCCAACAGCUGAAGGCGAUGACAAGAUGUUGUUAGUUAACUGGGUAACAGAAUGUCUUAAAGGCAAGUGUGUCAGUGAGAUUGUAGACCCAUUGAUCUUUGCAAACAAAGUGAUGAUCAGUGAGCUUCUCCAGCAGCAAUUAAGAGCUUCGAUACAACUUGCACUACAGUGUACAGAAGAAGAAGCAGACAGUCGACCAACAAUGGUGGAUGUUGCGACUGAACUCCACAACCUGCUUAGGUCCUCGUAAACUACCCUCUAACACUGACAGAACAGAGAUCUGGGAAUUUCAGUAAGCAGGAUAUCUGUCAUUAGUAAACAACCAGGUCAAAGUAGUUUACGCAACUUCAAUUUACCUUUCCAAAUUACAGAUCUGAUUUAGACUUAAGAGUAUGAGAAAGUUCAAUUGCCACGUUGCUUUUAGCUGCUCUAGAAAAUCAGAAAGGAAAGCGAACUCUUUGAUGGUGAUGGUAUAUGUCAGUAAUCAGUGACAAAAGCAUUAUGUUCUGUAUUAAUUGGAAUGUAGCCCAUUCUGAGAUUAUUCAAUUUCUACCGCAAAUAGUUACAAAGUCUUAUUUUCAUUCUCACAAAUCUUAUCUGUAAAAUUGUGUCUAUUGUUUAUGUUACGAGAAAAUUUGGGUUGCCUUAUGAUAAGCCUUUCAUUCCUUCUUUUCCAUUCCUGAAAGCCAUUAAUAAAUUUAAUGUACUCUA